Molecule: messenger RNA, 450 nt
Organism: Melopsittacus undulatus (budgerigar)
Lineage: Eukaryota; Metazoa; Chordata; Aves; Psittaciformes; Psittaculidae
Product: rho guanine nucleotide exchange factor 1-like
Exons: 6
Biological process (GO): G protein-coupled receptor signaling pathway
Cellular component (GO): cytoplasm
Molecular function (GO): guanyl-nucleotide exchange factor activity; G protein-coupled receptor binding
Source: RefSeq, a predicted model, not a curated record
AGCUGACCCCCCCCCCAUGGAGCAUCAAGAGGGAGGCAAUGGGCCCCCCCCCAUCAUCGGUGCCGAGGACGAGGACUUCGAGCGGGAAAUGGAACCGGUCCCGGAUGAGCUGUUCCAGAGCGUGGCCGCUCUGCGCAUGCGCCCGGUGCCGCUGCUGGCCUUCCUGCAUCACGUGGUCACGCAGCUCGAGCCCGCCCCUCUGCUCUGCUUCCUGCACUCGCAGCUGCUCCUGGGAAUGGGCCCCAAGGAGGGAAGGAAACAGUUCCUGGAGUUCUGGCAGCUCUUCCUGGACAAGGGAGCGCUCCUGCGGGUGCCCAUCCCCCUCCAUCUCCAGCCUGAACUGGCCCGUCUCCGUCCCGAGGCUGUUCCCGAGCAGCAGCAGCGCCGGAUCCUGCGGGAAGUGGGGGAGGGGCAGGAGGCGGAGCUGGAGCGAGACCUGCGUCACUUCCG